Molecule: messenger RNA, 1754 nt
Organism: Gossypium raimondii (Peruvian cotton)
Lineage: Eukaryota; Viridiplantae; Streptophyta; Magnoliopsida; Malvales; Malvaceae
Product: prohibitin-1, mitochondrial
Exons: 6
Coding region: 170-1039 (289 amino acids)
Biological process (GO): mitochondrion organization
Cellular component (GO): mitochondrion; membrane
Source: RefSeq, a predicted model, not a curated record
UCUAAAAAUAAAAAUACACAAAGGAAUAAUUAAUUAAGUAAAUAAGAUUAGUUAACCCAAGUAUCGGGGUCGACUGAAAACAAAACCUAAUAUAUAAAACCCUAAACCCUACCUUUCUUCUUUCGCUGUUCCUCUCUUCAAAAGUGGCCUUUUUGUAGCAUUGAGUAAAAUGAAUCUCAACAACCUCAAAGUUCCUAAGAUGCCUGGAGGCGGAGCACUUCCUGCUUUGCUUAAGAUUGGAGUCAUUGGUGGGCUUGGCCUCUAUGGAGUUGCCAAUAGUCUCUACAACGUUGAUGGAGGGCACCGAGCAAUUGUUUUCAAUCGGAUUUUGGGCAUCAAAGAUAAGGUUUAUUCAGAGGGGACGCACCUUAUGAUACCAUGGUUUGAGAGGCCUAUCAUCUAUGAUGUCCGUGCAAGACCUCAUUUAGUUGAGAGUACUUCCGGUAGUCGUGACCUCCAGAUGGUCAAGAUUGGGCUUCGUGUUCUCACUCGCCCCAAGUCAACUCAGUUAACUGAAAUUUAUCGAACCCUUGGUGAGAACUAUAAUGAGAGGGUCCUGCCUUCAAUCAUUCAUGAAACUUUAAAAGCUGUUGUUGCUCAAUACAAUGCUAGCCAACUCAUUACACAGAGAGAGAAUGUCAGUAAGGAAAUCCGGAAGAUUCUGACUGAAAGGGCAGCUUACUUCAACAUUCAACUUGAUGAUGUGUCCAUUACAAGUCUGACUUUUGGGAAGGAAUUCACUGCUGCAAUUGAGGCGAAACAGGUGGCUGCACAAGAAGCCGAGAGAGCUAAAUUUAUUGUGGAAAAAGCUGAACAGGACAAGAAAAGUGCUGUUAUCCGAGCACAGGGAGAAGCCAAGAGUGCCCAACUCAUUGGUCAAGCAAUUGCAAAGAACCCAGCAUUCAUAACAUUGAGGAAAAUCGAAGCUUCUAGAGAAAUUGCACAGACCAUUGCAAAUUCAGCCAACAAAGUCUUCUUGAACUCAAAGGAUCUAUUGCUGAACCUUCAGGAGAUGGAUCUUGAAUCCCACCCAAAGUAACUUAGUUACUUCAAUUUCAUACUUUUUCAAUAAAUCAAUUGUGGGAACAUUAAAUACAACACAGUCUGUCUUCUUUUGUUUUGGAAGGAUUUUAUUUUGUCCUAAGGAUUAGUGUCCAAACAUCAUAUCAGUUGGAUCUAGGGCUGUUUAGUUGAGGUAGAGAAGAGCUAUUGGAUAUAUGUUAGUACUGCAAUUUUAUAUUUUAUUCAAGUUAAUACCUUACGUAAUGGACCUCUAAUGGACCUGUUGGAUGUGGAUUUAUAUAAUUUGGAUUAAGGUCGAGUUGUAGAAUGAUAGUAAUCCAAUGCUGUUUUGGGUUUGUUUUAUGUAAUUUGCUUCAACUAUUUGACGCCGCCAAAUAAACCCGAAACAGCAUAGGAUGGUUUCUGGUUUGGUUGGCCACCCCUAGGCUAGACCUGUUUGCCCUUGUUAAACCAGUUUGAAUUGCUUCUACUAAAAUUAUCACCCGAAAUAUCUUGUUGAGGCUACCAGAAUAUUGUGGUGUUACGCGUUAUGCUGGUUGUGGCUACCAGUGUCAACUCCUGGGUGGCUUGCAAGUUGUACGGUAUUAUUGACACCCGAAGUGAAGUCCCACAAUUUGUUUUAAGAUUAAUUUGGAUAUUGUGUGAUAAGUUGUAAUUUCAAGUUUUGUGGUAUUGUUGAAUUUCUUAAUUUUAAUUUUAAUUUCAUAAAAGAAAUAUUUACUGAUGGUUGA